CGAGCCGCAAGUUGCGCAACCCGCCAAUAGCGCAACUUUGUAUUACUACAUAGUAAUGCCGCGUCGUUUUAAUGUCGCCAAUAUCACCAACUUCAUUCAACUUCAUCUCCAGGCCCACUUCAUCAACAACAUCGACAAUAUCGACAACUGUAUUAGCAACGCCCUUAUUGCCGGGUGCCUGGUUUAAUACCUAGGGUGACCAAAUCUGUUUUUUUCCUUUUCGUGUCACUUUAUUGGUGUAUUUAUUUAUCAGCCAUUUCUCAUUUCUCGACCCUUCCAACAAUUUAUAUCCUUCCCCUUCUUACUUGCCCCAUUUCGCGUUGUAACCACGGAGUCCUUGCUGGCUUCGUAGUUAUUAUCAUUCACACUGGAUGAUAAUAUGGGCGUCAUUCGCAAAAAGACAGCCACCAGGGGUGGAGAGGGUGGUGUCAAAUAUGUCUGCGAUGUCUGCUCUGCAGAUAUCACAUCCACGGUGCGAAUAAGAUGUGCUCAUAGUGCAUGCAAUGAGUAUGAUCUCUGUGUCCAAUGCUUUGGUAGUGGAGCUAGCAGCGGUUCGCACCAGCCUGCCACCCAUCCCUACAAGGUCAUUGAGCAGAACUCCUUCCCCAUCUUUGAUGAAGACUGGGGUGCUGAUGAAGAGCUACUUCUGCUGGAGGGCUGUGAGAUUUACGGCCUUGGUUCAUGGGCAGACAUCGCAGACCACAUCGGUGGUUACCGCCACAAAGAUGAGGUUCGAGAUCACUAUCUCAAGGUCUAUGUGGAUUCUCCCCGCUUCCCUCUGCCGCAGCGUUGCAUGCCCUCCGAUAUGGAACUUUCUCAGCAAGUCACGCGCGAAACUUUUCAGGCCCGUAAGAAACGAAGAAUCGAGGAACGUCGUGAAGCGCAGAAGAAUGCGCCCCCUCUGCCUCCCAAGACGAAGCCAACAGCUAGUGUUCCUUCUUGCCAUGAGAUUCAGGGCUACAUGCCUGGCCGACUCGAGUUCGAGACUGAGUAUGCCAACGAAGCUGAAGAGGCAGUUCAACUCAUGCAGUUUGACCCAGGCGACGGUAUCAACCCUCGCACUGGCGAGCUUGAACCGGAAAUGGAGCUCAAGCUCACGGUUAUGGACAUCUAUAACUGUCGCCUCACUCAACGUGUAGAACGCAAGAAAGUCAUCUUCGAACACAACCUGCUAGAUUAUCGAGAAAACACUAAGCAGGAGAAGAAGAGAAGCAAGGAGGAGCGAGAUCUACUAAACAAGGCCAAACCUUUUGCACGCAUGAUGAACCACGACGACUUUGAAUCAUUCUGUCAGGGUCUUAUCGAUGAAUUAAACCUCCGACAGGCGAUCGCGCAAUUGCAGGAUUGGCGAAACAUGAAGAUCGGAGAUCUUCGUAGUGGUGAGAAGUACGAGCAGGAAAAAUCUCAACGCAUCCAGAAGGCAAUUCCAAUGGGCUCGAUGGACCGCGAGCGACUAGCUUCGGCGCAGCGAUCCAAGCAGAACGUUCAGCCAGAACCACCCAGCGGAGCUGCCUUGUUAGUUGCGCCAGAGCUCCCGCUUCGGUCAAUUACGAAUGGAGCAGAACCCAAGGCCGCGCCAGAUGUCCCGAUGAACGGCGAUUCCAAGCCGUCUACGAAUGGACACGCGAAUGGAAUUGUCAACGGUGCCGCCACCGGUGAUGCCUCAAGUUUAGGCAGGCAGAAGUUUAUCUCGUUGCCGAUCUCGGGAGUACAACCGCUACCGCUCACUCAAGAUAGCACCCCAGAUCUACAUCUCCUCACGCCGGAAGAGGCAGAGCUAUGCCGAGUGUGCCGACUCCAACCAAAGCCGUACUUAAUGAUCAAGGAACAAAUUUUGAAGGAGGCUCUAAAGGUCAAUGGCGCUCUGAAGAAGAAGCAGGUGAAAGAAAUUUCCCGACUGGACUCGCAGAAGGGAAGCAGAAUCUUCGACUUCUUCAUCAAUUCUGGAUGGAUUGCCAAGGCUUAAUACAUCGAUGAAGAUCUAAGGCAAUAACUCACACACCUCUUGUUUGCGACGGAUCUUUGCGAGGAAAGACACGAGUUGAUACCACGACUAGAAUGAUGCAGUGUUUUCGCAGUUUAUUGCUUUCCUUACAGGCAGACUAUAAUUAUUCAAGGGCUUGUAGAAUCAUAUCCUUCUAGGGAUCAACGAAGUGGUUCGCGGGAGGCAUGGUAUGGCAUAGCAUGUAAUGAUACCCUUACUCUGCCUAGGUCUUGGGGACCUUGUGCGGCAUAAACAACAGUGAGGCUAGCUAGAGCAUCGUGGCCUAGUGUUUCAAGGCCACGGGUGUAUGACCUCAAGAUACCCAUACGAGCUACCUACUACAUAGUAUGACUAUAGUAGGUAGGUAGACGUGUGUUAGCAGUUUAAUAGGCAGUGCAAUUUUCACAUCGAGGGUGUGAAUCAGUGCCAUAAUUCCAUUUUUCUUACUCGAAAAUGAAACUACCCUAGGUCCAUACAAAAAAAAACAAGAC
Messenger RNA from Hypoxylon fragiforme, 2475 nucleotides. Its product is annotated as transcriptional adaptor-like protein. Gene Ontology annotation, molecular function: transcription coactivator activity; protein binding; zinc ion binding. Lineage: Eukaryota; Fungi; Ascomycota; Sordariomycetes; Xylariales; Hypoxylaceae. The record is from RefSeq and is a predicted model, not a curated record. Bases 380 to 1966 code for a protein of 528 amino acids. Gene Ontology annotation, biological process: chromatin remodeling; regulation of transcription by RNA polymerase II. The transcript has 2 exons. Gene Ontology annotation, cellular component: nucleus; SAGA-type complex.